CGGAUUGUCGCAGGGGUUCAGAGCGCGCGCUGCAAAAUGUCCCUCCCUUACGACCUCGACCCGAACUCGAUCAAGCCGGGCGCCAUGCGCUCGAUGACGACAGACAAGCUCGCGUCGUUUUCGCUCGGUGGCACAAAGAAGACAGCCUUUGAGAGGCGCAAGGAGGAGCUCGCCGCCAAGCGCCGAGAGCAGGAGGCAGCGCUGGCUGCAGAGCACGCGCGAUUCGUCGAGGAGUUUGAGUCGGGGCCCGAGCGGCCGACGAAGCAGUUUGUGCGCGGGGGCGUGCAGGGCGGCGACGUCGGGGCUUCCAGCAGCGGCAGGCCGGCCGCACCCACCGGCCCUCGCAUCUCCGCACCUCAGCGGCGCGGCCCUAGCGCCGCCGCGCGCGCAGCCUUUCAGCCCGACGCCAUCGACGGCGAGUCGCUGGACGCCGAGCCGCCCAAGCCGCCUCCGAGCGCUGCUGGCCGGCUGGCGGCAGCGCCGGCGCGCAAGGGGAAGGACAGGGGCCCGUCGCAGAUGGAGGAGUUUAUGAUGGAGCUGCGGCGCGAGCAGGAGGAGCGCGACAGCCGCGGUGAGCGCGACUCGGACGUGCGCAAGUCGGACGCGCCGACUUCCUUCGACAAUCAGGAUCCCGACACUACCAACCUGUACAUUGGCAACUUGAGCCCCAACGUCAGCGAGGAGGCGCUCUUCCGCUCGUUCCAGCACUUUGGUGCGAUUCAGUCCGUCAAGAUCAUGUGGCCAAGGUCCGAGGACGAGCGGCUGACCAAGCGGCUCAACGGCUUUGUCGCCUUUGUCAAGCGGGCCGACGCCGCGCGCGCCAAGGACGAGAUGAACGAGACCGAGCUGCUUGGGUACGUGAUGCGCAUCGGGUGGGGCAAGACUGUGGCGCGGCCGACGCAGCCCAUCACGCUCGCCUCCAUCCAAGCCCGCGCCUCGAGCGCCGCGUCCUCGCUGCCCGCGCCGCGGCCCACGGGCAUGGCACCCGAGGCGGUGUCUGUGCCGCCCAACCACGAGAUCAUCGACCGGCUCGCCCUCUUUGUCGCGCAAGAGGGGCACCCCUUUGAGCAGGAGGUGAUGUCGCGCGAGGCGGAGAACCCGAGCUACCGCUUCCUCUACGACCGCGGCUCGGCGGAGCACCGCUACUAUCGGUGGAAGGUCGUCUCUCUCUGCUGCGGCGACAGCGUGGACGCAUGGGACACGGCGUCCUUCCGCCUGCAGCCGGACGGGCCGCUCUGGGCGCCUCCGCCGUGCUCGCGCCCGCCGCCAGCGCGUGACACUGCUGCCAAGCGUGACACUGAUGCCAACCGCUCGCGCUCCCCGAGUCGCUCGCCGUCGCGAUCGCGCUCACGCUCACGCUCGCCGCCACGAUCGCGCUCACGCUCACGCUCGCGCUCCCCGCCGGCGCGGGGGCGCAAGUUCGAUCGCGACAACCACGCCCGCGGGCUCGAGC
Messenger RNA from Emiliania huxleyi CCMP1516, 1453 nucleotides. RefSeq lists its product as hypothetical. The record is from RefSeq and is a predicted model, not a curated record. Gene Ontology annotation, cellular component: nucleus. Gene Ontology annotation, molecular function: RNA binding. The transcript has 8 exons. Gene Ontology annotation, biological process: RNA processing. Lineage: Eukaryota; Haptophyta; Isochrysidales; Noelaerhabdaceae. The annotation marks the transcript as partial.